Molecule: messenger RNA, 563 nt
Organism: Clarias gariepinus (North African catfish)
Lineage: Eukaryota; Metazoa; Chordata; Actinopteri; Siluriformes; Clariidae
Gene: fabp6
Product: fatty acid binding protein 6, ileal (gastrotropin)
Exons: 4
Coding region: 93-488 (131 amino acids)
Biological process (GO): fatty acid transport
Cellular component (GO): cytosol; nucleus
Molecular function (GO): fatty acid binding
Source: RefSeq, a predicted model, not a curated record
UGUGUAUUUAAGCAGAAGGAACGUAUCCGUGAGUACCUUCCUCUAAAGUCAGCCGUCCGUUCAUACCUCACAGACAGCAUCUCUAUUCAGCCAUGUCUUUCUCUGGCAAGUGGGAGACUGAAACUCAGCAGGGAUAUGAUGACUUCUGCAAACUUCUCGGUAUCCCCGAUGAUGUGAUUGAGAAGGGUCGUGAUUACAAGCUUGUGACAGAAGUGGUUCAGAAUGGCAACGAGUUCUCUUGGACUCAGCAUUACCCAGCCAAACACAGCGUCACCAACAAAUUCAUCAUCGGUAAGGAGUGCGACAUGGAGACGAUCGGAGGAAAGAAGUUCAAGGCAACCGUCACCAUGGAAGGGGACAAGCUGAGGACACAAUUCCCCAACUACAACCACAUAGUCGAGAUCAGCGGAGGGAAACUGGUUGAGACUUCCACAGCCACCUCAGCUAAAGGUCCGGUCGUCCUCAUCCGGACCAGCAAGAGAGUCUAAACGCAUCACCAUGCUUGUGUAUGACAUUACCAACAUAUUCAAUAAACAUUGAAAUAAAAUCUCUUCAUGUGCUUA